UUCGGAUCGAAAUUGAAAACGCCUCCGCCUCUUUACCCGGCGUUCAGGAUUUUUAGGGCUAGUACUCGGAGAUUGCUCUUGAAGCCAAAAAAUGGAGAUGCAAUCAUCAUCAUCGCAUCAUGAAGCUCCCGACACUUCCUCCGUCCCUCCUCCUCCUCCUCCCAGUGACGGUGCUCCUCUCCAGGAUCACGCCUUACUCCCCCAAAGCAUCGAGCAUCCAGUGGCUGUGCAGGAAGCAGAAAUGUCUGAGGAAGAAGUAAAGGGUACAUUAGAAGCGGUAGCAUCAACGGGAAAGUUCUGGCAGGACUGGGAGAAACUGAAGGGAAUGCUGUCGUGGUGGUUGAAGAAGGUUCUGUCAGAAUACCCUGAAGCAAAGAUAACGGACGAACAACAAAAGGAAGCGCUAGGAGAAACGUAUUCACAGCUCGUUAAUCGAUUGGAUGAAGCCCUUCUUAAUUUCGACGAAGGUCCUCCAUUUACUCUGCAGAGACUCUGUGAGAUCCUUUUGGCUGCAAGGAGUAUCUACCCAAAGCUCUCAAAGCUCGCUCUUGCUUUAGAAAAGAAUCUGUUGGUUACUUCUAUGUUAUCCAUCAGCACGGACCCACAAUUAGAAACCACUGAGAAUACAAACGCAGCAACGGAAGACACAGGAACGGCUGCAGCAAAUUGGGCACAAAAUGGAAUUGAAGCAGUGGGAGGGGACAAGGACGAGAUAAUGACAGAGGUAGAAGAAGCAGAUGUUGAUGACGCAAUGACUAUUGACAUGGAAACUAUCGAUGAACCAUCAGAGACAACGACGACGACGGCUAGUGAGAGUGAGAAGCCAAGUGAAACCAAUGCUGCAGAACCAUCAUUGGAUUCAAUGGCUGCUGAGGAGGGAGAUUCACGGUUGCCUUGAACCUGUAUGCUUCGAGAGACGAGAGUGAACAUGAUGAGCUUUGAAAACUGACCUCGAAUAUAAUGUUUGUUCUAAGAGGAGACAUUCUUGGAUCAUCUUUCACUGUAUUAGUUUUAUGAAGGUUUCUGUUGUUUGUGUGUGUAGAUUUUUGGAUCAUAAGGUUGAUCGAUUCUCAAAUUCAAAGACGAAAAAUAUUUUAAAAUGAAA
Molecule: messenger RNA, 1105 nt
Organism: Brassica rapa (field mustard)
Lineage: Eukaryota; Viridiplantae; Streptophyta; Magnoliopsida; Brassicales; Brassicaceae
Product: serine/threonine-protein phosphatase 4 regulatory subunit 2
Cellular component (GO): protein phosphatase 4 complex; nucleus; cytoplasm
Molecular function (GO): protein phosphatase regulator activity
Source: RefSeq, a predicted model, not a curated record